ACCACCACUGUAAUUACCAAAAUACCCUCUACUUUUCCUCAUAUUCCUCUCUCUUCUACGCUUCAUUUUGACAAAACAAUGGUCUCCUGCAACCCCAGUUGACAAAACAUUGAUCUCCUGGAACCCCAGUAAGAUUUCUUGAUACAUCACACCAUUUUUUUGUUUAGUUUUGACCUUUGAGUUUCGAUCUUGUAUCCAUGGUAACCGUUUAUCCAGAAUCAUUGCUGGUUUAACGUCAAAGGUCUAGUUCUAGGGUUUCAUUCCACUGCUCAUUCCCUGUUUUGAUUGAAGAAGUUACUGUUCUACUGAUGCUUAAUUGCUUGAAUUUGGUUAAGGGUUUGAUAUGAUUUUGACAAACCAUUUAUGGGUUAUUGAAAUGAUUUGAUAUAUUUUGGGGGAAAAUCAAAUGAUUAGUAGAAUAGAUUCGAGUUCAUCUGGGUGUUUUAGGUCUUCAUAUGUGAAUUGGGUACAUUGUAAAAGAUCUCGUUUGAGGUCAAUCAACAGAUUCAAUGUGAUUAGCUCUUGUUUGUUUAUUGUACUAGCUAUAAUUUGUGGGUAUGUAUACUUGUAUGAAGCUGUUCAGCCUGUAACUCUUACGGAAAACACGACCAUUGACUCAGAGGAUGAUUCAAAGGGGGUUUGUGAUCUUUAUGAUGGAACUUGGGUUCUUGAUGAAAGAUACCCUCUAUACAAUGCAUCCCAAUGUCCUUUUGCUGAGAGAAGUUUUGAUUGUUUAGCUAACGGUCGGAGAGAUAAAGGGUAUCUGAAAUGGAGAUGGAAACCGAAAAAUUGUGAUAUUUCUAGGUUUGAUGUUGGGGAUACUUUGGAAAAGCUUCGUGGGAAAAGAGUUGUGUUUGUUGGUGAUUCUUUGAGUAGGACUCAAUGGGAGUCUAUGAUAUGCUUGCUAAUGAACGGUGUGGAUGAUAAAACGAGCGUUUAUGAAAUCAAUGGAAACAAGAUAAGUAAAAAGAUUAGGUAUUUGGGUGUUCGAUUUAGGUCUUUCAAUUUCACGGUUGAGUUCUACCGAUCCGUUUUCCUAGUGCAGCUUGGUUCUGUUCCAAAACGUGCACCAAAGAGGGUUCGAUCAACACUUAAGCUUGACGAAAUGGAUGCUGUUAGCUCGAAAUGGAUCGAUUCAGAUAUUCUUGUGUUUAAUACGGGUCAUUGGUGGAAUCGUGCGAAGCUUUUUGAAAUGGGUUGUUAUUUUAAGGUCGGCGGAAGGCUGAAACUUGGAAUGUCAACCAUGUCUGCGUAUACCACAGCAUUAACCACAUGGGCUUCGUGGGUCGAAAAUAUGGUCGAUACAGAUAGGACCCGUGUGUUCUUUAGGACUUUUGAAGGCAGUCAUUGGAGCAGCGGGCAAAAUGGUCACACUUGCAAAGUUACAAAAAAUCCCAUGUCUAUAAGUAGUACGAGGGACUACAGAAGUCGUUUCUCGGAUAUUAUAAGGAGCGUGGUGAAGAAUAUGUCGGUUCCUGUGAUGGCGAUGCAUGUUACUCCCAUGGGGUCGUUUCGUAGUGAUGCACACGUUGGUACUUGGAGUGAUAAUCCAACGGUUCCUGAUUGUAGCCAUUGGUGUUUACCUGGAGUCCCUGAUGCAUGGAAUCAAAUCCUUUUCUCAUAUCUAUGAACUUCUGAACAUGGCUUGGAUUUUUUUGACGAAAUGCGAACGUUGCAGGUUAGCUUUUCGUUUACGGUGUGUAUUUGUGAGUUGAAGAGGAGAAAACGGUUGACAUCGUUUAUAACAAAUUUAAUUGAUUUGUUGUACAAUAGUCAUAUUCUCAAAUUUAAGUUUAGCUGUUUUUAGCAAAAGUUGCUUCAAUGUAAUGUGUUUCUAUGUAUAGUUAUGUAUUUGUGAGAAUGUAAAAUUUGAACAAUAUCUACCUCUAUUAAGUAUUUGUUUUA
Molecule: messenger RNA, 1905 nt
Organism: Cynara cardunculus var. scolymus (artichoke)
Lineage: Eukaryota; Viridiplantae; Streptophyta; Magnoliopsida; Asterales; Asteraceae
Product: protein trichome berefringence-like 7
Exons: 4
Coding region: 407-1630 (407 amino acids)
Cellular component (GO): Golgi apparatus
Molecular function (GO): O-acetyltransferase activity
Source: RefSeq, a predicted model, not a curated record